UCUCUCUUCUCUUUCUUCGUCUUCUUCUUCUUCGCCUACACCUCUCCUCUCCGUCCGUACAAUCCUAACCUUACCCCAUCCUCAAAAUCCUUCCAUUUCCAAAACCCUAAACCUCCACUCAAUCACCACGUCUUGGUGUUCCUCGAUUCCAAGUCUCAGAAGCCAACCCCAAAUCGGCUCCAAUUUCAACGUCCUUGUCGUACGCUGCGUUUCAUCUGUCCCGCAUGCAGACACAUUGGAGUGGAACGAGCCGCUCUCGUGCUCGGAGGUCGGCGAUGGCCACAAAGCGAUGGUGGACGAAAAUGCUAAGCCCUCUAUCCCUGUUAGAGCCUACUUUUUCUCUACCAGUGUGGAUUUGAGAAGCUUAGUGGAACAGAACAGGCUGAAUUUUAUCCCACCAACAUCGCGUAUGACUAAUUACGUUGUGUUUAGGUUCGGCGAGCCGUCGGAUUCUAACAAUGGUUUGGGUCUUAGUUUAAGUGGGAGUGACUGUUGCUACAUGGUAGUUUUUCAGUAUGGCUCCAUUGUCUUGUUUAAUGUCCGUGAACACGAGAUCGAUGGGUAUUUGAAAAUCGUGGAAAAACAUGCAUCAGGAUUGCUACCUGAAAUGAGAAAGGAUGAGUAUGAGGUGAGGGAGAAGCCAACUUUGCACACUUGGAUGGAAGGUGGAUUGGAUUACAUAAUGUUGCAGUACUUGAAUGUUGAUGGAAUCCGUACCAUUGGUAGUGUUCUUGGUCAAAGUAUUGCUCUUGAUUACUAUGUGCGCCAGGUUGAUGGAAUGGUUGCAGAAUUUACUGACAUUAAUCGUGAAAUGGAAACUACGGGAAAGUUUAAAAUGAAGAGGAAAAAACUAUUUCAGUUAGUGGGAAAGGCAAAUUCUAAUCUUGCUGAUGUGAUUCUUAAGCUUGGACUUUUUGAGAGAUCAGACAUUGCCUGGAAGGAUGCCAAAUAUGCCCAGAUAUGGGAGUAUCUCAGAGAUGAAUUUGAGUUAACUCAGAGAUUUGCAAGUCUUGAUUUUAAGUUGAAGUUCGUGGAGCACAACAUUCGCUUUCUUCAGGAAAUUCUUCAAAAUAGGAAGUCCGAUUUUUUGGAAUGGCUCAUCAUUGCGCUGAUAGGUGCCGAAAUUCUUCUAUCUCUGUAUGACAUUGUCCACCGAUCGGCACUUGCUACGCUUUAGCACUAACGAUCAGUGACCCAUGAGGUCAAACAUGCCCUUAUUGAAUGUCCUGGUCUUUGUAUAUUUUACUGUCCCCUUCAAUUUUGCUGCUGCGGCUUACACUUCUCAUACAUACCAAUUAAGUUGAUCUUAUAAUUUGAUGAUCAUUGAAUGUUA
Messenger RNA from Prunus mume (Japanese apricot), 1333 nucleotides. Lineage: Eukaryota; Viridiplantae; Streptophyta; Magnoliopsida; Rosales; Rosaceae. The record is from RefSeq and is a predicted model, not a curated record.